AUGAAAGAUAACAAAGAAGCCAAAGAUGAUUAUGAUUCAAAAAUUUCAAAUCCAAUUUCAUUAGAUAUUAUAGAAAAGAAAGUAGAAAACGAUGAAUACAGCUCUUUAUUUGAUUUUAGAGAUGAUAUAAAUCUGAUGUUCGCAAAUGUUCAAAAAUAUUUUCCAGAAGAUUCAAUUGUCUAUAAAAUAUCAGAUUAUUUUCAUAACAUUAUCAAAAAAUACUUUCUUCCUUUUGAUAAAUCUAAUUGGAUAGCUGAAGUUUCUCAAAAACGAAACAAAAUUCAAAAUUUAUUAUUCAAACCUGUUAAUUCUUCUUCCCAACAAUCAGGAAUCGAUUUAACAAAGUGUAUCAUUGAGCAGGUUGUUAGUGAAGAGGUAUAUGCUCGUAUGAAAAAGAACAACAACCUUUUAUCUUCACCUGAGCAUCAAAAAAUCUUAAUAGGAUUAAUCAAUCAUUAUCAACCAGAUAUAGUUGGUACAUCUACAACAUUAAAUUUAGAUUUGACGAAGUUAAAACCUCCGACUUUACAAGCUCUUGAUCAGAAGAUGCAGGAACUGGCAAAAACGGUCUUAGACAAGCAGAAUAUUACUGAAGGUGAGCCAUCUGAAACUAAAAAAUCAGAAGAAACAAAAUGA
Messenger RNA from Trichomonas vaginalis G3, 636 nucleotides. Its product is annotated as bromodomain family. The record is from RefSeq and is a predicted model, not a curated record. Gene Ontology annotation, molecular function: protein binding. Lineage: Eukaryota; Parabasalia; Trichomonadida; Trichomonadidae. Gene Ontology annotation, cellular component: RSC-type complex. The transcript has a single exon. Bases 1 to 636 code for a protein of 211 amino acids. Gene Ontology annotation, biological process: chromatin remodeling.